CUGACUCUCUCCCUCUCUCUCUUUUUCUCUGCAUUCAAUUCUAUUCAAAUUUCAGGGUUCAGGGUUCAACAACAACAACAUAAAUAAUCAGGAAUCUCUACAACAAGAAUCGAUCGGAAACUCAAGAACGAAGCAAUCUUUAUUUCCUCCAAGAUUCUUUCCGUUUAAUUUACGGUGGAGUUAAUCUAAAUUAAGUCAAGAUUAGGAGAGUACUUGGAGUCAUGGGAGGAGUAUGCUCUGGUGGGGGAGCAUCUCCUCAAGGUUCACCAGACAGAUUCCCCAGAAGCCCAAAUUUUAACGGAGUGUUUAAAAGGGGUAAUUGUUUCAAAGAUAAAAGGUUCGCAUCAUCUGACGAUUCUGAUUCUGAUGGUUCCGAUUUUAGUUUUGGUGGUCAAAAUGGGAGGAAAUUCGAUUGUGUUGAUCUACUCUUGUGUUCUCCACAAAAAAUUUCAGCAAGGAAGGAUAAAACAGUGAAUAAUAAAAAGGUAUCAAAAUCAGUCUCGUCGGAUGGCGUAGUUGUCCAAGAGCAGACCGGUGAGGCUCUAGACACAGCUGCAGGAACCGUGCCAAGGAUGCGAUCCGGAAGUACGUAUGUGCGUGGAACGUCAUCCCGAGAAAAUGAUGUUUGUAUUCACGCAUUUGAGAUUGCUAGCACUAUCACAAAAGGUGCAAAUAUUUUGAAAUCUCUUUCAAAGGAAAACAUGCAAUACUUGAAGCAAAGGAUUCUACAAUCAGAUGGAGUGCAAAGAUUGGUAUCCACUGAUAUGGAGGUGUUGCUAGCAAUUGCAGCUGCUGACAAAAGGGAGGAGUUUGCAUCUUUCUUGAGAGCGAUAGUUCGGUUUGGGAAUCUAUGUAAAGCUCCAGAAUGGCAUAAUCUAGGCCCCUACUUUCAAAAACUGGAUUUAGAUGGUAUCACUUACAAAAAAUCGAAAGAGGAGGCAGAAUCUACCAUGGAGGAACUUGUGUCUUUAGCUCAAAGUACUUCUGAAUUAUACCAUGAGUUGCACACACUCAACAAAUUUGAGCAAGAUCAUAGACGAAGGCUUGAGGAAGUAGAAUCCUUGCAGCUCAUUGGAAAAGAGGAUAGUCUUAGGUUGCUCAAUAUGGAGCUGAACCACCAAAAGAAGCUUGUAAGGAAUCUGAAAAAGAAAUCUCUUUGGUCGAAAGAUUUAGAAGAGGUCAUGGAAAAACUUGUCGAGGUCGUUAAGUUAAUACAUCAAGAAAUCUCAGAAGCCUUCGGCAAUACCUCUUCAACAGGUAUUAGCAGUGGACCAAAUCAAAAUUCUCACAGAUUGGGUCAAUCUGGUCUUGUGCUACACUACGCAAACAUUAUCAAUCAGAUAGAGAGCAUAUCAUGCCUCGUUUCUCAUCCUAAUUCCCUUCCCCCUAAUACAAGGGACACACUCUACCAAGGAUUGCCGCCUAACGUUAAAGCAGGUCUUCGGUCUCACCUACAGUUGGUUGACCCAAUGAAGUUCACAGAACUACAGAUUAGAGCUGAGAUGGAAAAGACCUUAAGUUGGCUUGUUCCUUUAGCUUCAAACACAACAAAAGCUCAUCAAGGUUUUGGAUCAGUUGGAGAAUGGGCUAAUACUUGCAACACUUUCAACAAGAGGCCGAAUAUCCAGAAUAACAGCACCCGACUUCAAACACUCUACCACGCUGACAAGGAGAAGACAGAGUUAUGCAUUCUUGAACUAGUUACAUGGCUUCACCACCUAAUCAGCCGAAUAAGGCAAAGAUAUUACGGAAUCAAGCCUUUAAUGCCCGUCCGAUCUUCAAAACCAAAGAAGAAUUUGGUUUUACGAUUACGAAUUCAACAAGACCAACCCGGCAGCAAUGCAAGUUCAAUUGCUGAUGCUCCACCUUCUACUAGUACUAACACUAGAAUCGAAAAGAUUCACCAACUUCCUAAACAAGACCAAAGCCUGUUGCAACAUGCUGGCAUGAAAACAAUCUCAAAUCCUGGAAUAAGUAAAAGUCAGGAUUUGUCAACAAUGGCAAAGGGAAAAAUGAAGGUAGAGGAAAUGAGACAAACAAGAAUGAGCCAGAGUUGUGACCAGACUCCAACUUCGAGCAGAGAUGAAUUAAUGAUGAUGAGGUUAACCCAAGAUUUGGAGAGCACUAUUGCAAGGACUAACACAAAUGGUAAAGUUCAUCCUUUGAAUCAACAAGACAAUGAAACACCUUAAAAAAAUUCAAGUUUUUACCAAUUUUCUUGACGUGAAUUUUGAUUCAUUUUUUUUUUUUUUUUGUAUAUGUAUAUGUUUACAUAUAUUAUUGAUGGGAUGGGGGUAUAUCUAAAUACAAUAAUCUGAUCCUUUCUUAAUUUGAACGGACAAAUUGAGUUCACUUAAAAUGAAGGGAGGGAUAUUGAUGUAUAGUGUUAGUACUGAUUGAGUGUAAUACUGAGUGUUUUUUGGUUGGUAAAAACAAGAAUGAACUUGGCUAAGGAGGGAAUGUAUAUCUUGAGAAAAUAACAAAAUGAAAUGGCCGAUUGAAACUGCA
Papaver somniferum (opium poppy) is the source of this 2508-nucleotide messenger RNA. RefSeq lists its product as uncharacterized. The record is from RefSeq and is a predicted model, not a curated record. The transcript has 11 exons. Lineage: Eukaryota; Viridiplantae; Streptophyta; Magnoliopsida; Ranunculales; Papaveraceae. Gene Ontology annotation, biological process: positive regulation of growth. The coding region runs from base 222 to 2192 and encodes 656 amino acids.